AUGGAAUGGAAGAAGUAUUAUCUAGAUGCAAUUCUGGGGCCCUUAGGGUUUGUAAUUACAAUUACUUAUUAUGUUUGGUUAUGGCAUAAGGUUCGAACACAGCCUCUCACCACAACCUUAGGAAUCAACUCUCAUAUCCGACGCUCCUGGGUUUCUUUUAUCCUGAAGGAUUUAGAAAAGAAGAACGUUGCGGCAGCUCAGUCGCUUCGGAAUCAAUUAAUCGGAUGCACUCUUAUGGCCACAACCUCCAUCCUCUUAGCUGCAGGGCUAGCGGCAGUGAUAAGCAGCACUUACAGCGCAAAGAAGGCCCUAAACGACGGCGUCUUUGGAGCCGAGUACAACGAAUUCGUGGUGUCUCUCAAGUACGUAACCAUUCUCACCAUCUUCAUCUUCUCCUUCUUCUGUCACUCUCUCUCCAUCAGGCUGCUCAACCAAGUGGGCAUCCUCAUAUGCGCUCCGCGAGACGACGUCGUUGUGGCCUCCAUAUUGACUCCAAACUACUUGACCGACCUCUUGGAGAAGGGCACGAUGCUGACCACAGUGGGCAAUAGGCUUUUUUAUUCGGCUCUGCCUCUUUUGCUUUGGAUCUUCGGACCUCUCCUCGUCCUCCUCUGCAACAUUGCUAUUUUGCCUGUGCUUUACAACUUUGACUUUGUUGGCGGUAACAAUAAUGACAGGAAAGUGACGAAGGUGGAGACGAGCAGUGACAGAGGAGAUGAUGAGUUAAUUGUGUGA
Molecule: messenger RNA, 735 nt
Organism: Neltuma alba
Lineage: Eukaryota; Viridiplantae; Streptophyta; Magnoliopsida; Fabales; Fabaceae
Exons: 2
Coding region: 1-735 (244 amino acids)
Source: RefSeq, a predicted model, not a curated record